Molecule: messenger RNA, 2598 nt
Organism: Homarus americanus (American lobster)
Lineage: Eukaryota; Metazoa; Arthropoda; Malacostraca; Decapoda; Nephropidae
Product: sodium- and chloride-dependent glycine transporter 1-like
Exons: 11
Coding region: 140-2170 (676 amino acids)
Biological process (GO): sodium ion transmembrane transport
Cellular component (GO): membrane
Source: RefSeq, a predicted model, not a curated record
AUAAGAAGGGCCAGUGCAGGUGAGGUGGUUGACGAGGACGGUCGGUGUCGUUAGUGGAGAAGAGGAAGAGGAGAAAGAAGAAGAGGAGGUAGGAGUCACUAGAGAAGAGGAAGAAGAUAAGGAAGGAGUUAGGGGAAUAAUGAAGACGACAGCAAUGGUUGAGUCACCGGAAGAGGAAAUAAGCACGACAACAACGAUAAAGUUACAGGAGAAAGAGGAAAACGAGAGAGAUAAUUGGGAAAGCUACUCUGAGUUUUUCCUCUCCUGCCUCGGCUAUGCUCUAGGUUUCGGCAAUAUCUGGAGGUUCCCUUAUCUCUGUUACAAAAACGGUGGAGCGGUGUUCCUGAUCCCCUACGUCACAAUGCUCCUGGUGACCGGUAUCCCCAUGUUCUUCCUGGAGUUUGUUUUGGGUCAAUAUGUCAGCCUUAGCCCCGUCGCUCUCUUCCCCAAGCUGUCUCCUAUCUUCUCAGGUCUCGGCUGGGGUAUGGUGGUGUUGUGUACAUUGGUCGCCAUCUACUACAACGUCAUCCUCGCCUGGACUCUCUUCUACAUGUUCGCCUCCUUCAGCAGUGUUUUGCCCUGGGGAAACUGCACUAAUGACUUCAACUCCCCAAUGUGUUUCACGGAGCUUGAUGCCGCCCCCUGCAAGAACCAGUCUCUCUACUACUACAACAAGACCUGCGUCAGCGUCAGCGACUACUGCCACGUGGCCGGCCUCGUGGAGCACAACCAGACCCACUGUCAGGAUCCACUCAACACCACCACCACCAUCUUGAGUGCUAAUAGUGCCAUCAGGAAAAUAUCUGCUGCUGAAGACUAUUUACAGAACAGGGUGCUGGCAAUGACUGAGAGGAGCUGGGAGAACAUGGGAGGGUUACGCUGGGAGCUGGUGGGCUGUCUGGCACUGGCUUGGUUCAUCGUGGGCGCCUGUCUCAUCAAGGGAGUGAAGAGUACAGGAAAGGUGGUCUAUUUCACUGCCACCUUCCCGUAUGUCGUGAUGGUCAUCCUCCUCAUUCGCGGAGUCACACUGGAGGGCUACUACACCGGUAUCGAGUACUACUUCCUCAAGCCUAACAUAUCUCGCCUGAUGGAGUUAGAGGUGUGGUCUGACGCUGCCACACAGAUAUUUUACUCUAUUGGGUCUUCCUUCGGCUGUCUCAUCACUCUAGCGUCGUACAACAAGUUUAACAACAACUGCAUGAGGGACGCCAUCAUCAUCGCCUUCGCCAACUCUGCGUCGUCAGUGUUUGCUGGCUUCGUGAUCUUCAGCAUCCUCGGGUUCCUGGCCACCGAACUCGGGGUGGAAGUGAAGGAUGUGGUGAGGUCGGGGUCUGGUCUGGUCUUUGUGGCGUAUCCGGCCGCCAUCAAUCGCAUGCCCUACUCUCCUGUGUGGUCCAUCGUCUUCUUCCUUAUGCUUAUCACUGUUGGACUGGACACUCAGUUUUGUAUGGUGGAGACUCUCACUACGGGGAUCUUUGAUCAGUUCCAACACCUGAGGAAGAAGAAGCCUCUGGUGGUGACCCUAGUGUGCCUGGGAAUGUUUGUUUGUGGUCUGUUGAUGGUGACUGAAGGAGGCGUCUUCAUGACAGAGCUUUUCGUCUGGCAGGCCAGCGGGAUCUCGCUCAUCAUCAUGGGCUUGGUAGAUAUUAUCCUCGUGCAGUACAUCUACGGCUGCGGCAACUUCCUGAAGCUUAUCCAGGAGGAGAUCGGUAUACACGUGCCCCUCCUUCUGCGUGGGUACUGGCGCCUCACCUGGCUCUUCCUCACGCCUCUCUGCCUCGCACUGCUUCUCGUCUUGUCAUGUUACUACGCGAUACCUAUCCAGUUCGGUUCCUACAUCUUCCCUGACAAAAUCCAAAUCCUGGGUUGGUUUAUCUGUGCCUCCUCUGUGGUCUGUCUACCCCUGGGCGCCAUCUACGUUGUGUGGAAGGGGGAAAAGAAGGGCAUGGAGCUCCUGAGGCCAACUCCGGAGUUUUGCCCACAACACACCAGGAAACUGCUUGGUAAGACGUAUUCCUCCUCCACCGCCACCAGCUCCAAGGAACAACGGGAAGGAGUGUUCAGAUAUACCUACGACAAUCAGGGUUUUCCCGAGCAUAAAGACGAGAUCAAACUGCGGGUGAUAGAGGCGGCGCCCCCCUUUACUCACCUAGCGACCACCAGCGAUUGAAGGAAGAUACGAUAUUCAACAGUGAACUGAACUCAAGUCUGAGGGCGAUAUUGUGGACCUUGUAAAACAGCUGUAGGCCUAUGGAGGUAGUGGAUAGACCUAGGAAGCUAUACAUAACUUUGCCAAUAAAAACCACUACGAACGGAAGACCAAUGAGAGCCAGUAUUGGAAUAGUAUCUACCAGUAUCUAAGUAGUAUCUCUAAAUAUAUCUACCAGUACAGUAUAUGUAUAAAACUGCUAUUGAUUAGUAUCUAAAUAUAUCUAAAAGUAUCUAAAUAGUUCAUAAUAGUAUAUAAAUAUUAUAUAACAAUUUCUAAAUGAUAUAUAAUAGUAUGUAUAUGUCACCUGUACUACAGUAGCUAAAACAACUAUCUGCGAAGCGUGUGGUCAAUAUGCUCCGAAAUUUGAAGUGUGACUAGUGACAGCC